Molecule: messenger RNA, 814 nt
Organism: Rotaria socialis
Lineage: Eukaryota; Metazoa; Rotifera; Eurotatoria; Philodinida; Philodinidae
Source: the annotation of a GenBank genome assembly
GGCGAGACUUUAGGUUGAGGGUGAAGGACUUUUCACAGGACUUUAGGUAAAGUGGACAUUUUCUGGAUCUUUGCCAGCCCUCCAAAAAUUAGAUAACAUAUACGAAUCAAAUGCUAUUACAUCAAUAAUGAAUAAAAUUCGUGCUGAUCAUAAUUUAGAAAUACCAUUCUUACCAACAAACCGGAUAUUUCAUUCAAGUUGCUCGAAGCAGAGCAAAAUGUUAUUUAGUGAUUUUGAAAAAUAUCUUAUAGAACAUUAUAAAGAUCAGUGGACAAAACAGUAUAGUCGAAUUUUAGUAUCGAUGAAACCUCAACAGCUUGAAUUCGAUAUACUCGGUUUCGCAUUUGAACAUACAGAAGCACAACGUUGUAUUAUUGAAUCUCCUAAUAUUGAACCAGUUAAUACGACAUCAUGUAAAUACCUGGGAUCAUUCAAAGCCAAUACCAUUAUUUGUGGUGAAGUCACAACAUCUACUCUCACCUUCAACAGCAAUGAUUUAUUAUUAUUGGAAAAGAAUAUUUCUUCUAACUCAUCUAAUCCACAAAGAGCACAAGCAACAUUCAAGCUUUUAAAUAAACUUAUCCAACUUGAACGUUGUGUGGCUUUCAUUCUAAACUAUUACAAAAAUGUGACACUUGAACAGAUAAUAGCUGUUUUAUUUGGUCGGUUUGUCGAUAAUCAACAUCAUCGAGCACCUGAACAUCUAUAUGAUAUGGUUUUCAAGUCUUCUUUCUCGUCAAAAAUUCCUCUAUUAUAUAAACUAUAUUUACGUGAUCGUGAUGAUAAAAUAAAACAAAUUUAUUUCAUAUGCUAA